CGCUGUUCGUUUAUCAUCCGAACAAAGAAGUAGAAAAAUAAUCAUCAUCAUCGUCAAUAUUGAAUCUUAAAUUGAUCCAGAUUGAAACAGCAGAAUAAAUUUUUUUAUUUCAAAAAAUUAUUUCAACAUUUUAAUUCAAGUUCAAAAUUCUUUCUAUUAAUCAAUUUUUUUGUUGAAUCUUUUGUUGUUGAAAUCAAAAACAAAAAACAAAAAAAUGCUUAACGUUGAAACAGUGAGAAAAAUUUCACCAACAUCAAUGGAAUCGAUUCAUCCAUCAUUACGAAGAAAAAGCAGUACUAUUAAACCGGUAAAAGAAGAAGUGUUAUAUUUAAGUAAAUCAUUACAAUUGACUGAAUAUACAUUUGAAGAUGAAAAUGGUAAAGCUAAAUCAGCUGAAGUAAUACAUAAACGUUAUAUGGUUGGUGUUAAUAACAAUAAUAAUGAUAUACAAGAAGAUACAAUAUUAAGUAUUGCUAUUUUAAAACGACAUUGUUUAUGCGAUUGUUUAAUUCUUGUACGACGUUAUCGUCCAACAUUAAAAUCGUAUGCAUUGGAAUUUCCAGCACGUAUUAUUGAACAACGUUAUAGUGAUAAAAGUGGUGAUGAAGCAGCUAAAGAAAUUGAAGAAAAUACUGGAUAUGGUUCAACUAAAGUUAAAUAUAUUUCACCACAAACAGCAACAGAUCCAGAAUUAUGCGAUAGUAAAGUAAAACUUGUAUCAAUGAUAAUCGAUGGUGAUGAUCCGAUAAAGAAUAAUUUUUUUCAUGCAAAAAAUCCACAAAAUAAUUCAGAUCAACAACAACAACAAGAACAGCAAGAACAACAACAAAAUGGCCAUCAUAAUGAUGAUGAUAAUGAUAUUGAAAUAAUAUUAUUACCAAUUAAUGGACUUUUGGAUCGUUUAAAUGAAUAUUAUAAUAAUGGUACAAUUGUUGAUUCACGUGUUUAUGCAUUUGCAAUUGGUUUGAAAAAAGGUGAAAAAUUAAGUGAAAAUGUUGCACAACCGGAAAAUAUUGAAAUUGCCAUCUAAAAUGUUGAAUUUUUCAACUUAUCUUUUCUUCAAUAAAA
Dermatophagoides pteronyssinus (European house dust mite) is the source of this 1068-nucleotide messenger RNA. RefSeq names its product ADP-sugar pyrophosphatase-like. The record is from RefSeq and is a predicted model, not a curated record. Lineage: Eukaryota; Metazoa; Arthropoda; Arachnida; Sarcoptiformes; Pyroglyphidae. Gene Ontology annotation, molecular function: ADP-ribose diphosphatase activity. Gene Ontology annotation, biological process: nucleoside phosphate metabolic process; ribose phosphate metabolic process.